AUGGAUUCAUUCUUCCUCGAUUUGCUCUUCGUCGCCAUAACCCCGGCGGCUAUAGUGGUGGUAAUGAUCAUUAGUUGCCUCAUCAUGUUCAUCGUCUUUGGAGGUAUAGGCAUGAUUGGUUAUGGGAUCGUUUCCCUAUUUUCCAACGCGCAACGCCGUUUAGGUCGCGGCCGUUGCGGAGACUUCUUGGUGAUCAAUGGGGUCACUCAGAGUUCUUGGGUCCGUGCCAAUGAGCAGAUCACUCCCAACAAGCGAUUCUGGAAGGAGUAUGCGGAUUUUGAGUACAACGACUUCUGGGAGAGAGCUGAAGAUCCGGAGGUCGACUUCAAUUCCUCAGAGGUUGGCGAGGCUUCAGCGAGAGCCCCGAGGAGUACCGCAAAGGACUCCGCCGUCUUCGCCGCGCCGCCGAGGGCGGAGAGGAUCGCCGAAGAAACCCCCGAUGAAAAGAAAAAACGGCAGUUCGAUGACAACAAGUGGCGAAGGGACAGGGAUGCAGUUGAAACGCCGGAAGCGCGUCAAACAAGACUAGCAAAGCAGACAGCGUGGGCUUUCUUGUGGCUAUGCGCGUCCGCCUGACCGCCGACGGUCCCGCUCCCCCAAGAUGAAGGCCACGAUCCACCGCCCCUUCUGUCUCCAACACUACCAUCAGCCACUGGGACAAUACCAGGCUUAGGGAAAUGACAGCGACUAUACGAACCGGGACCUUGACUCACAAGCAACAAGAACAGUUGGAUCAGCUUGGGGUAAAGGAGCUUUUCACAAUCCGACGUAGAGUCACUUUUUCCAAGACUGCUGCGAUCGAGGUCUACAACAACAUGAAGAAUAUUCUCCCGAGUGACGAACGAGAUCACUCUGAAGGACGGGCAUGGGGGAAGGACAUAUUGUCCCCUUUCUUCCGUGAGACAUG
Neurospora hispaniola is the source of this 907-nucleotide messenger RNA. RefSeq lists its product as uncharacterized. Bases 1 to 576 code for a protein of 191 amino acids. Lineage: Eukaryota; Fungi; Ascomycota; Sordariomycetes; Sordariales; Sordariaceae. The transcript is spliced from 3 exons. The record is from RefSeq and is a predicted model, not a curated record.